CUAUAUUCCCGCAGAAGGCUGAUGCGGUCUGGGCCCAUUUUGCUCAUGCGCAACUUUGCUCGACUUCCACUUCCAAAUGAUAUGAAGCUAGCACAUUGAUUGGUCGUAAGCAAUUCGGGACGCUCGUCAAGGAUGUCCACCCUCGUGAACGACUUCCCCAGAUCGCGCGUCCAAACCGAGGUCCUCUGAUCCCACCACGCGGUCUGUGCGAGAGACAGCUCCAUCCUGUUUCCUGGGCGCGCGUCGCAUGUUGAUUUUCCUUCUAGAAAAAGUCUGCUGAUUCUUUCGCUUCACACGCGCAAGGCAAAAUCUAGUCGGGACGUCGCAGACAACGCCCAUCUGGCUUCUCGAGCUGUGCAGUUGCAAUGCUCCACGAGGUGCUCAUCGCCCUCAGCGGCCAUCCCUCGCCGCUGUUCCCUGCGACUGGCACGUCCGGCCGAUCCGGAGCCGACUUUGUAGACAAAGCCUUCCCACUGUUGUCAUCAUCAGAAGCGGCUUUAUUGGCGACGGUUGGCAAGCUCGCCAGUCUGCAUCGUCAAAUUCGAGACCAUGCAAAUCGCAUUGUUUCGCAACAUUCUUCGACCAUCUGCCGUGCUGUAGCUGCCUCGUUGUUGCAAACCCAUCUUGCACGUUUUCGUGAGAAGAUCCUGGAUGUUGAGAAGCAGAUCUUGACCAAAGAUGCGGCCAUAGUCGGUGCAUACAACAUUGUGCCUCUCUCUGCAGUCGUUGGCGAAUUUGAUGGGUGGAGUCGCCGUAUGGACUGGUACUGGAGACUUGCAUGCUUCAUCCAGCCUUUAGAUCCGAAAGAUGCAGCCAUAUCCGAUGCGGCCACCGGGGCUGGACUCAUUGAUCAUCUUCGGUCAGAGCUACAAACAGGUUUUCCCGACAUUGAAACUGCAGCAACCGAGUUGAGUUGCGUCGCUGACAAGGCCUGGUUGAAACAGGUGUCUGUGUGGCUCUUGUAUGGCUUGCUACCCAGUCAUGGUGCAGCAGACUUCUUUGUUACAGUACAAAAGUCUACCGAAGGGCCACCGUCAUACGUCCUGCGACGUGAGCUACUGCCCAAGUUCGUUUCGCGACAGACUGGAAGCUCUCUACUCUUUGUCGGAAAGUCACUACACCAAGUCAAACAGCAUACUCAAAAUUCGUCAGCAUCGCAGAUCACACACGGUAAUGAAGACGCUGCAUUGCUAAACGCACAUCUCCAAUCGCUCUCAUCGCUAUCCUUUCCCCUAAUGCCUGCUACGUUUUCUACCGCUAUAUCCUCAAUACGUUCAUCACUAUCACAGAAAGUCCUUCAACGCCUGCUCCCACCGAAUGAGAUCAAGCUUGUCCUAAACACCUUUCGCCAAAUUCUCCUUCUGGACCGAGGCGAAUUCGCAGUCUUUCUCAUAUCCGAGGCAGCGGAAACACUUGACGCAAGACGAGUCGAACAUGGUCGAUAUCUGCAAGAACCUUCGAGACGAGAUCUUCGUGGCGUGAUGAUGAAGGAGGGCGAAGUCAACGAGUCUCUUUCGCGAACGUGGAAAGCUUUGACAUCAUUGCAAACCGAAGACCUUGAAGACGAAGUUCUCGAGUUCGCUCGCGAGAACAUGCGACUCGAGAUCGACCAAGGAAGAGCUACUGCAAGGCCAUCGACAUCAGAUGCUACAGCUUUGGAAACAGCCAGUCUGACCAACACCUCUUUCAACGAUCUUCUCUUCCCUGUGCCAACUUCGCUCACCAUGCACAUUCGCUCACCACUGGACCUCUUCAUCUCACGUUAUGACAUGGACCGAUAUUCUGCACUCAACGCCUACCUGCUAAGUCUCAGAAGAGCACACAUGCGACUUUCCAAUUUAUGGCGAGAAUCUGGUUCAAGACGUGCAGCAGCGAACCCUGCUCGCCUGAGCCCAGAAGCAAAACAACUCGCUCAUACCCGAAGUGCUGCUCAACGCAAAGUCUGGGCCACCUGCUGCGCAGCUGUUUUCCUACUCUCCGAAACAACAGCAUAUUUCGAAGGUGAAUUGAUCACCAGCUCAUGGGAUGCUUUCUACCCAUGGGCUACCGCACAACACCACGACCCUGAGACUCUAGGACGAGCACAUCGAGCAUUCCUCGCUGCUUUAUCUUAUGUCAUUCUCCUCACCGAUGCAGCAUACACACGCGCUCUCCGCGACCUCCUCACCCACAUCGACGCCCUAGUCGCCCUUUUCGGCCGUCUCCAACGCCUGCAACAAACAUCCAGUCUAGACGCUGGUGGAGCCACUGACUUCCUCGACGACGAAGAAGCAGAAGUAGCACGCGAACUCGACCGUUCUCGUAAGCGCGUAGAUGCGGCGCUCAAAGACGUAGUCUCUAGAUUACGUCAGCUGGACCAUGAGAGAUUGGGUGCUGCUAGAUAUUUGCAGGUUGAGGGCCAGGAUUCAGGAUUCGAGGUUUGGAGAGGUGGAGGUGUGGAUAGACUGUUGAUGAAGCUGGACUUUGGGAGAAUGACUGGUGGGGACGAGUAUAUUGUCUAAGAAUGUUCUAUCCUAUGGUGCAGUCAUGGGCUGUUGUUGCUCGCUUGACUGAUGAUAAUUGAUUUUCUUUCAACAAGCUUGUUCUCGACUUGUCUCGUUAUAUUCGGUGUUGAUGAUCAGAGUCAAGGUGAGAUU
Aureobasidium subglaciale EXF-2481 is the source of this 2636-nucleotide messenger RNA. RefSeq lists its product as uncharacterized. The transcript is spliced from 2 exons. The record is from RefSeq and is a predicted model, not a curated record. Gene Ontology annotation, biological process: mitotic cell cycle; microtubule nucleation; meiotic cell cycle. Bases 366 to 2501 code for a protein of 711 amino acids. Lineage: Eukaryota; Fungi; Ascomycota; Dothideomycetes; Dothideales; Saccotheciaceae. Gene Ontology annotation, cellular component: gamma-tubulin complex; equatorial microtubule organizing center; centrosome. Gene Ontology annotation, molecular function: microtubule minus-end binding; gamma-tubulin binding.